This is a messenger RNA of Oreochromis niloticus (Nile tilapia), 1533 nucleotides long. RefSeq lists its product as uncharacterized. The record is from RefSeq and is a predicted model, not a curated record. The coding region runs from base 195 to 809 and encodes 204 amino acids. NCBI's taxonomy places the organism in Eukaryota, Metazoa, Chordata, Actinopteri, Cichliformes, Cichlidae. The transcript has 5 exons.
GUACCCAUACACGGGUCUUUUUUUCACAGAUGAGCUUUUCUCACUUCCAGCUGAGCACUUACAUGUUACUUUCUUAGCCUGUGCUGCUAUGUGCAUCUAUUCAAAUUUAGGACUCAGGUUUGCAGCAGAUUUACACCCAGAUUUGUACAUAAUUUUCUAGAAUCUUUGAAAGAUUGAAACCACAGUGUGGGUGAAUGAAGAGCAUGGAACAGUUUUUUAUCAUUGUGCUAUUAGCAGGAGGAACUCAAGCUCUCAUUCCAGUUGAUGAGACUACAUGUGACCUCAGGACGAGCACAUGUCCAUGCUCUCCUCUUCUUAAAGGAACUGUGUAUGUCCAAGUGAUGACUGAUGCUAGUGGCCGUGAAGUGACAUGUUUGAAGAUGCUUCCCACCGUGAAUAUAAUUGUGUUCAAUCUGAAGAAAGAAACAAUAACAAUAGACAAAGAAUUUAACAACAGACUACACUUUCUAAUCAGGAACGGGACACUCAAGAUCACAAACCUGAGGAGGAAUGAUUCAGGUCAAUAUAACAUUGAGGUCUUUAAUUCAGGUGGAGUCCGAGAGAAAAACAUUAAUUUCACCCUGGAUGUUAAAGGCAAUGACAAAGUUGAAAGCAAGAUAUCACACAGUUUUCCUUACCUGAGGAUAGUCUUUGCUGCACUGGGAUCUCCCCUGAUAGCAGUGUCGUGCUGCGUUGUGUAUCGGGAACUGAAGCAUCUUAAGAAGACUUCUAACAAGGCGGCCCAUGAUCAAAAGAGCCUCAGGUGUGAAACAGAGAAUAUAAACCUUAAGUGUGAGUCUGAGCUUUAGUGAGCUGACCUCCCUCAUAAUCAGCACUGGACACUGAACUGAGGAUCGAUGAAAAUGAAAACAGUUAGGAGGUGACUGUGGAAGUUUCAUAUUGUAUCAAAAACAAUUUAAAAAUGUUAUGCUUGCAGCUUUGUAAUCAUAUUUUGGAGACCAGAUAAGAAUAUACAGUCAUGUAUAUUAUCCUGAUUCCAAAUUCCUUAAAUAACAAUAAAAACUUCGUAAAUGAAUGGGAAAAGUCUAUUUCAGUGAGUUAGUAGGUAUUUAUUGCUGUAGUUAGAAAUAUAUUAAAAGAUAUAUCAAACCUUGUGUUUUUUGGCUUUAUCACUUUAGUGUCUUUGAAUGAAUUUAAAAAAGUUUGAAAAUAAAUAUAACUGUUUUAAUUAUAACUAACAGGGCUGCAUAUUAAUCAGUGUGGAUCUGACUCUAGGGACACUGACUGGAUAAAAUGAAGAUGGACUCUUUGUGGGAAAGCUGCACGUGUCCCUGCAGCUUGUAUGUUGACCAUUGUCUGCGUUUCACUUCCUUCAUAUAGUAGCGGUGUAAAAUGAACAUAUCUCCUCAUAUGGUGAGACCUCAGGGUGAAACUGAGGCUCUCAGUGUUGCUAAAAUAUUCUCAAACUUCUACAUUGUUUCACACGUCUAUUUUCUCAUGCAACUGAAGAACAAUGUCAUUGUUUUAAUGAAGUUGACUGAGUGAAUUAUGACAUGACACAAAAGCUUUCUC